Messenger RNA from Diachasmimorpha longicaudata, 1016 nucleotides. It is a transcript of the gene Fer2LCH, whose product is annotated as ferritin light chain. The transcript has 4 exons. Bases 150 to 827 code for a protein of 225 amino acids. Gene Ontology annotation, molecular function: ferrous iron binding; ferric iron binding. Lineage: Eukaryota; Metazoa; Arthropoda; Insecta; Hymenoptera; Braconidae. Gene Ontology annotation, cellular component: cytoplasm. Gene Ontology annotation, biological process: iron ion transport; intracellular iron ion homeostasis. The record is from RefSeq and is a predicted model, not a curated record.
CGUCGCACUUUCGUGAAUGCGCAUGCGCUGAUGAAUCAGCUGGAUAGAGACGUAUUUUGUGAACAGGUCAAAUUCUUAUUCAGUGCUGUAAAGCGUCGAAGCGAGAGUAUUCACGCUAUUACUGCAGCGAAUUUAUUCUUUAAAUCAUCAUGUUGAAAUUAGGAGUAUUACUUGGAGCUUUUCUGGUGUUCUCUCAGGCGUCGGCAGAGUUUUGUUACAACGAUGUUGAAGGUGCUUGCAGUACCAGACCGAGCACAAUUGAUGGUCCGCUGCUCACCAACUGCAAUGCAAAAUACGGAUCAUUUGAGGUUCUGCAACCUGAACUUCAGUCUUAUGUCAGUGCUUACAUUGAGACGAGUUUUGAAUACUUGUUGAUGUCCACUCAUUUCGGAAAUUACGAGGCCAAUCGUGAAGGGUUCAAGGGACUGUACAGAAAAUUGUCUGAUAAAAAUUGGAACAAGGCCAUUGAUAUAAUCAAGUACAUUACGAAGAGGGGAGGAAGAAUGAACUUUAAUCAAAUGCCUCGUUUGAAGAGAAACACGAAAGAGCGUAUUAUCGAGUUAAACGAACUCAACAGCUUGGCGAAAGCUCUGGACACUGAGAAACAGCUUGCGGACGAAGCCUUCUAUAUCCACAAUCUCUCUCAGCAACAAAAUAAGCUGGACGCAUCGGUUGCUCAUUACCUGGAAGAGGAAUUCAUCGAGGAACAAGCUGAGAGUGUGAGAAAGCUUUCUGGGCACACCAACGACCUCAAGCAUCUCCUUGGGGAUCGUGAUGCCUCAGUAUCUAUCUAUCUCUUCGAUGAAUACAUCAAGUCAACCUUGUAAUUUCAUUGUUAAUGUUCAACCAAACGAACAAUACUAUUCAAUUUUCUUAUGUGAGAUUCCUCUAUCAAUUGCGAUCAACUUUUGUUUAUUAUUAUUAUGAUUAAACAAACAUACAAUUCUGUGUAGGAUUAUAUUUGAUGUAAUUAUUGUUUUAUUUGAUUUAUGAAUAAAAAAAUGAGUAUCUUGUAA